Messenger RNA from Prunus armeniaca (apricot), 849 nucleotides. The record is from the annotation of a GenBank genome assembly. Lineage: Eukaryota; Viridiplantae; Streptophyta; Magnoliopsida; Rosales; Rosaceae.
AUGCAGAGGAAUUACAAAGUGUUGGAGGCUGUGGUUGAUCGGGUUCUAGCCUUGCCUCAUACACCAGAGGUGGGCUCGAGCAAUCAGGCAUCACCAUCAGGGUCUGUGGGUAUAGCCAUGGCUUCAACUUUAGAGAGGGUAGACAUACGGGUUGGUGUCCCUUUGGCUAGGCGGAAUAUUCUUACAAAAAUGAUGUUGGCAAAGCUGCGGUAUGCGCUGGGGCAGUAUAAUCCCAACUUUUGGCUUCUUUCUCAUGGGGUUUAUAUUGCUUGGUGGUUGGCUGGGUUGGGGGAGCCGACAUUUGAGCAGUUUAUGUAUCUCUACUCGAUCUCCAAGCAGCAGGGAAGUUUUGGAUGGGUACAGGCCAAUUGCCGAAAGGUAAAGGAGAUGGGUUAUUUUAUUAGUCACAAGCCUUCUACUCAGAAGUCUUGGAGAAACAGGUUGUGCCUGACUUAUGGUGAUUGGGAGUGUCCACCAGGGAAGACCGUCUCCAAACACAUUCCUACCCACUUCCAGUUUAUAGGUUUAGUGAAGUGGGGGCCGAUCUUCAAGGAGCAAGAAGACAAGGUAGAUAGGGUGAGGUCACUGUUGUCAGAGACCGAGCGUAAGUGUAAAAACUUAGUCACCCAAAAGAAUUUGCUUGAGUCCGGCCUUUUGCAAGGGAGUAUCAUAAAGGGAAGUAUGAAGGUGGCUGUGGAUCUGGAUGAUGCCGAGAUGCAGAAACGGCUUAAGGAGUCUCGGGCGCAGAUGGCUGGGAAGGGGUUGCCAGGCAAGCGGCUGGGAAGUGUCAUAGAGAUGAUGAUGAAGCAUGGUUGCCGAUGUGCUGGGAAAGAAGAGAGCGCUGGAUGA